Corylus avellana is the source of this 483-nucleotide messenger RNA. The record is from RefSeq and is a predicted model, not a curated record. NCBI's taxonomy places the organism in Eukaryota, Viridiplantae, Streptophyta, Magnoliopsida, Fagales, Betulaceae.
AUGGAGAAGUUAGCAUUUGCGCUGACUAUUGCUUCCAGAAAGCUACGCUCGUAUUUCCAAGCUCACACUAUAAGAGUCUUGACCGAGUAUCCAUUGAAGAAACAUGCAUUUGUGACUGAUAAUGGGAAGCAAUUUGACUGCGAGUCAUUUCGAGAAUGGUGUGCAAAGGUUAAUAUAAGAAACUACUACUCAUCUCCAGCUCAUCGCCAGACAAAUGGGCAAGUAGAAGCUACCAAUAAGACAAUUUUCAAAGUUCUGAAGAUGAAACUUGGAAAUCGAAAGGGUGAUUGGGCGGACGAUCUUCCAGAAGUCUUGUGGGCAUACCGAACAAUGAAAAGAACACCCACCGAGGAGACCCCGUACACCUUGGCUUUCAGGACUGAGGCAGUCAUACCAGCCGAGGUGGGAUUGGGUAGCUACCGAGUCGAGACUUUUCAUCCCAAGACUAAUGAUGAGGGUCUCAAACUACAUUUAGACUUGUAA